This is a messenger RNA of Eleginops maclovinus (Patagonian blennie), 1844 nucleotides long. It is a transcript of the gene rrh, whose product is annotated as retinal pigment epithelium-derived rhodopsin homolog. Gene Ontology annotation, cellular component: plasma membrane; photoreceptor outer segment. The transcript is spliced from 7 exons. The record is from RefSeq and is a predicted model, not a curated record. Bases 126 to 1136 code for a protein of 336 amino acids. Gene Ontology annotation, biological process: phototransduction; cellular response to light stimulus; visual perception. Lineage: Eukaryota; Metazoa; Chordata; Actinopteri; Perciformes; Eleginopidae. Gene Ontology annotation, molecular function: G protein-coupled photoreceptor activity.
ACAACUCAUUGCCCGGAUUGUGGAUUUUUUUCCCGUGCCUUUGUGUCAUUUUCAUUCCACUACUGUUUGUGUACUUCAGUUCAUUUCAAUUUAGGAUCAUUUUUCUUUUUCAAACAGCUUAAAAAAUGGGAAUAGAAAUUGCUGUCAAUAUGUCAGAUGAAGUUGCACUUUAUGGGGGAAAAAGUGCCUUUACCCAAACGGAGCACAACAUAGUGGCUGGAUAUCUAAUAACGGCAGGCGUCGUAAGUUUAGCCAGCAACAUUGUGGUUCUGCUGAUGUUUGUGAAGUUUAAGGAGCUGCGCACUGCCACCAACAUUAUCAUCAUUAACCUGGCUCUUACUGACAUCGGAGUGGCUGGUAUCGGAUAUCCCAUGUCAGCAGCCUCUGAUAUUCAUGGCAGCUGGAAGUUUGGCUACACUGGUUGUCAGAUCUAUGCAGCUCUCAACAUCUUCUUUGGCAUGGCCAGUAUCGGCCUCCUGACUGUGGUGGCCAUCGACCGAUACCUCACCAUCUGCAGACCAGAUAUAGGACAGAAAAUGACGAUGCGAUCAUACAACCUUAUUAUUCUGGCAGCGUGGCUCAAUGCUGUGUUCUGGUCCUCCAUGCCGGUGGUGGGGUGGGCUUCUUAUGCUCCUGACCCUACCGGAGCCACAUGCACCAUCAACUGGAGGAACAAUGAUGCCUCUUUCAUCUCUUACACGAUGGCUGUGAUUGCUGUGAACUUCAUAUUGCCUCUGUCCAUCAUGUUUUACUGCUACUACAACGUGUCAGUCACUAUGAAGAGAUACAAAGCCAGCAACUGCCUGGACAGCGUCAACAUGGACUGGGCCGAUCAGAUGGACGUCACCAAGAUGUCCAUAGUAAUGAUCAUCAUGUUCCUGGUGGCCUGGUCUCCGUACUCCAUAGUGUGUCUAUGGGCUUCAUUCGGUGACCCAAAGAAAAUCCCUGCCGCCAUGGCUAUCAUCGCUCCACUCUUCGCCAAGUCCUCCACCUUUUACAACCCCUGCAUUUAUGUGAUCGCCAACAAAAAGUUCAGGAGAGCCAUCAUAGGAAUGGUCCGAUGUCAAACCAGGCAGCGAAUCACCAUCAAUACUCAGGUUCCCAUGACAAUCUCCCAACAACCUCUGACCCAGUGAGGUGAAACUCCAUCAGCACCUUGUUGUAUUCUUAAAAACAUGUUAAGAAAACUGCUAUGAAUGUCAGUUUUUGUCUUUAACUAAUCUGCUCUGUGUUUACUGUGUACAUUUCGGUUGUGGAGACCUUGUUGUCCUUCUUGGUACUUAAAUAACUGACAAUAAAAUGCUUUCUGUGUAUGGAUUGUAUUCUUAAAUUGCUUGACAUUAUCUCAUUAUGUGCUUGGGAAAGGUCCGAGCAAGAAUAGAGAAAUUUGUCUGUAUUUGUCUCCCACAUCUUACCUGCUGAAGAUGUGGCUAAUGCUAAGGCUAAGACCACCGAACUUACAACGAGUGCUAAACUGCCUUGUUUCAAGUCUGUUUUUUGUUAAAGAGGCCCUAUUGUGCCUUGGGGGGGUUUUCUUUUUCCUUUAGUGUGUUCUAUAGGUUUUUGUGCAUGUGUUCCCUUCAGAGGAAGUUUCUUUCCCACACACCCCCCGGCCAGAAACGCCUCCAUUAGACUUCUGUUUUUACUCCCAUAACAUAGUGUAAUCACUACCUUACACUCACACUCUUAUUGGCUAGCGCGCCAACCCAUUGUACGUGAUAGGCUUAGUGGAAGGGACAUCUUUAAGUAGUUGUCCAGUCACAACAGAGCCGGCCAGCUAACCAAUCAGAGCAGACUGGGCUCUGGUUUCAGACAGAGGGUGAAAAGAGGUGCUGCAGCACAGG